Molecule: messenger RNA, 669 nt
Organism: Vitis riparia (riverbank grape)
Lineage: Eukaryota; Viridiplantae; Streptophyta; Magnoliopsida; Vitales; Vitaceae
Product: transcription factor DIVARICATA-like
Exons: 2
Coding region: 1-669 (222 amino acids)
Molecular function (GO): DNA binding
Source: RefSeq, a predicted model, not a curated record
AUGGAAUGGUCAGAUUUUCUUGAAUCUUCCUUCUGCACUAAUCUGCAGGCUCUUCAAACACCCCAUCCUGGAUGGGAUUAUGAAGAGAACAAGAUGUUUGAGACUGCUUUGGCCCAACUUGGCUUUGCUACUCCAGACUUACUGCAGAAAGUGGCUGCUAGGGUUCCUGGGAAAAGCUUUGAACAGGUUGUCAGCCAUUUUGCAGCACUGGUUCAAGAUAUAGAAAUGAUUGAGUCUGCAGGCGACUUCCCCAUGUCUAUGCCAGAACUGGGUACUAAGAAAGAACAAGGAUCAUCUGCUAGAGCCAUGUCCACUGGCCAUACAUCCCGAAGGGGGGUUCCAUGGACUGUACAAGAACAUAAGUUGUUCCUGGUUGGACUGAUAGCAUUUGGGAAAGGAGACUGGAGGAACAUAUCCAGGCACUGUGUGAUAAGCAAGAGCCCAACCCAGGUGGCCAGCCAUGCUCAGAAGUACUUCAAGCGCCAUAGCAGCUCUGCAUCAUCUUCUGCAAGGAGGAGACGAUGCAGCAUUCAUGAUAUUCAAAUUAAUUUUGAUGAUGAUUCCACCUCAACCAUCUUGCCUAAUAUCUCCCAAAUCUCAGAUGCUUCCAGGCUGCUGCCUUCUUCCUGCAACAAUGGGGAGGAGAAGAACCCUAUUUCUCCAUCAUGA